GUUUCGUUUCGCGUCAUGUCAUACUUAUCAAUUUCUUUGUAAACAAUGCGCAGCGAAUAAAUUACUUCUUUAAAAUUAUGAAUAAUUAUAAAACUAAAGUAAGUUAUGACAGUCCGUGUGACUCAGAUAAUGACUGGACUAACUCCUCAGAUGAUUCAAAAUAUUCAGAUUCAGAAAGCUCUGUACCUGAAUGGGAUUCCGAUGUUGGUGAAGACGGAGAAUUAGUUUACAUUAAAAUUAAGAAUGAUAACGAAACCACGGAUUUCACGAAGACACCUCUUUUGGAAAACUGUGAAACUUUUAAACUGAGAAACAACUUUAAAAGAUCUUCAACCCGACGAUCUACAAAAGGAAGAAUAUUUAAGGUAUUAAAAUCUCACAAGACAAAAAAUGCAGAGAGCACAAGAAAAGGAGAUGAUGGAGCAUCUAAUGUCAACAGAAAUGUGCUUUCUGAUGAAAAGCUUAUUAUUGUUCAGGUCAGCAAAAGCAUGAUAUUCAGCAGUGAAAAAAAUUGCCAAAUAGAAAAACUCUUUGGUCUAAGCCUAGAGACACAUGCUGAUGGCAAAACUUUAACAGUUGCAGAUUUUUUAACAGAAGCCAGAGCUAUAUACACUCCUAAAGUGGAAAAAGGAUGUUAUUUGCUGAAGAUAAAUGGCAUUGAAGUGAACUCUUACAACAUAAAUAAUAUUCUUCAGAGAGUUGUCGAGGACCAUAACAGUCCAAGACUAACAUUCCAAGUGCCAACAGAAGGCCAUAAGGUGGAUUUGGAAAGAUUACUGAAGUCUAAAACUGCUCCAGAAAAUUCUCUGACACAUCUACUGAAGGAAUCCCUCUGUUCAGUUCUAUACAUAUGUUGUAAUGACAUUGAAUACAACAGUAAUGAUGAUAAAGGAGUACUGUAUUGCUAUCCAAGACCUUUUAAUCAGAAUUUUCUGUAUAACACCAGAGGGGCUUAUGUGACCUUGAACCAUUUGGCUCCAAAAUCUUUAGGAACCAGUGAACCUACAACCUCUACAGUACUCCAUAACAAUUCUUUGAUCAACAUUACUUUCACUUCUCAUUACAAUGAUUUAUUGCUGGUUGCUUUUCCCAACAAAGAGAUUGAUUUGUUUGCUGCGAAAAAAGUAAUAGCAGAUAUAGUGAGGUUGCUAGAAUUUUUAUAUGGUUCUUUGAAAUCAAGUUUUACUAAGCCAAAUAAUGUUGAUAAGUUGGAUAGUCUUUUUGCCCGGGUUUUUGUUACUUUGGUUAUUAAUAGUAGAGGUAAUAAAGAAAAUGAUGGAAAGAACGCUGGCUUGUAUUUUGAAGAUAUGUUGGCUGCUCACUCUGUCACACUGCCCUUGGAGGUCAAGGUGCAGGUUGAUGAUGCUAUUACGGAACUGGAAGCUGCUGAUUAUAGGGAAUGGACAGACGACAUAGAAAACUUUCAAAGGCUGUACACAGUAAUUGGAUCAUGUUUAUACUACUCCGGACACCUACUAAGCUCACACUUGCAAGAUGAAGACUUGAAGGAAAUAAAUGCAUAUUUAAGACUAAACGGUAUCCUGAAGCUUAGCACAGAGAAAGAGUUGGAGAAGCUUGUUUUUUGGAGAGAAGUAUUCAUUAAUGAACAUAGGAAACAGAAUAAGAAUGAUGGGAAUGAGUUCAGAAUUUCAGACGGCCGUUGGUUUCUUCUUACUGUUGGUAAGGGUCAUUUUGUAUUAUCAACAUUGAUGGAAGCUGGUGGAUGUACAGAAGAUGCAGUAGGUGUGACCCCGCCAUCUCCGUUCUACGUGGAAGAGUGUGAAAGUUGUCUAGAGUUAUUGUACGAUGUUGGAUUGAACAAGUACCUGGUGUCUUUGUUCAGUUCCAACUCACAGCCACAAGUUGAAACGUCACCAGAAUAUCUAACCAAGUACGGAAGGAAAAUCAGAGAUAUUAAUUCUCUAAAACCAGACUCGACACUCAAAACAUCAACCCUGAAAUUAUCGAAACAGACAGAGAAACGGCGUCACAAUUCUUCAGAACAAAUCAAUGUGGGAUCGAGUACUAGUGAUAUGAAUUCAAUGAACUCUCUAACUAAUUAUGGCAGCCACCAUAGUCUGUACGCACAGACUUAUAGUACUGCUCAAAAGUAUAGACAUUCUAGCUUGGAUGUCAGUUAUUCUGAGGAUUCUAACAGCUUGAAGAGUAAUAGUGAAGUGAGUGAAGAACGGAUACAGGGUAGAAGAGCGGAUAGAGAACAAAGAAACCGUCGGGAUUCGUCUGGCUCGGAUUCAGAUUGGGAUAGAUUGGAUCGGAGCAGAACCAGUGGAAGUUUAGACAUGUCUGAUAUAAGAAAGUCUUUGUUGAAUGAAAUUAAUCAUGUUACUGCACAGAGAAUCACAGCAGGCGAAGAAAAUGUUCUAUUUCAUUUUGUACACUUGGAAUCUGAGAAAGGAGUAUUGAUAGCACCAGUAAAGAACAUAGAAGUUCUAGCUAAUAAUGCACUUUACUCUUACAUAGUGAAGACGUUCAGAUCAGCUUGUAAGCAAAUACAUGAGUUGCUGCAACAUAGUAUAAGAUUCAAGAAAAACCACGCGCCGUCCAAUCCUUUGAACAAAAUCUUGGUGGCGGUGAAAGAGCAUGGAAUGCUGUUUCAGGCGCCUGUUGAUAUACUGAGCCAGUGCGGGGUUAGCAAGAAGAAUUGUGAGCCAUACCUGUUUUGGGUUGUUGGUCGAGUUUUCAGUGAACCAGAGCCAAGAGAAUUAUAUUUAUGCUACCACGAGUCUGUGCCCCAAGAUCUCACUGAGGUUGCUUAUUUGCUCUCUUAUUUAGAAUAAAAAUAAAAAAAAGAUUAAUUAAGAGUUUUUUAUAUGUUAUAUCUUUUAUACGAAAUAAUCCGUCCAUUACAAUAUGAAGUAAAGACUAAAUUGUGAUAUUUUAUGAAAUAUACAUACUUAUACACUUUGAGAUUUGUUUAAUUUUUUUUUAACCCAAUAAAUAAAUAUUUAUUAUGUAACUAUUUAAGAAAUCGUAAAAUGGUAUGGUAAAAUAUUUAGGCAAAGUGAACUGUGUUGUUUUGCCGUUAUCAUAAUAGGCUCUUGUUAAGUAUGUUGUGUAGUUAAUAAACACGUGUAUGCACAUAUUUGACUACUGCCGACA
Spodoptera exigua (beet armyworm) is the source of this 3120-nucleotide messenger RNA. NCBI's taxonomy places the organism in Eukaryota, Metazoa, Arthropoda, Insecta, Lepidoptera, Noctuidae. The record is from the annotation of a GenBank genome assembly.